This is a messenger RNA of Paramormyrops kingsleyae, 1809 nucleotides long. RefSeq lists its product as uncharacterized. The record is from RefSeq and is a predicted model, not a curated record. NCBI's taxonomy places the organism in Eukaryota, Metazoa, Chordata, Actinopteri, Osteoglossiformes, Mormyridae.
CCUCCAGGGCCGUCUGUCGCUGGGGGUAGUAGCGGGAUGGCUGUGCAGUCUGGGCGGGAGGCGGGCAAGGAUGAGGAGGAAAUCCAGAUAGUCAGUGUCACCUCGCUGGCCCGCGGGGGCCAUCACAGGGGGCUCCAGGCCUCAGGGAUGGGGGUGGGGUUAGCAGCAGCCAACGCCAGGCGGAGAGUUGCCCUGUCACCAGCAUCCAACCCCACGUUGGCAGCUCGCAAGAGGUUGUUGGACAAAGCCCUGAUGCACAAAACUAGGAUAAGAGAGGCAGUUCCUCAGUCGGACCAGCAGGGGGCGUCGCUGUAUAGAAAAGACCCAUCCUGCCUCCUGAGUUCUGACGUGAGGAAGCUCACCGUAAUGCCUCAGGCUCCCUCUUUCAGCUUGAAUUCCCCUCGGCCUCCGCUUGUGAGGAGCCGCUUUGGGGGGCAGCCUCCCGCCAGCGUCGCUCGACGGAUAUUCCAGACGAGGGCGGGGGUGUCGGUCCGCUCCAUGCACCCCCCCCUGCAAAGAGACCCGUCGUCCUGCCCUGCCGUUCGAGUGGCCAACCCUGUGCCGUCGCCCCCCUCCGCCCAGGCUGCCGGCAUGGGUGCGGUGAGGUCACAGCCCGGCCUGCAGGAGCAGGUGCAGACGCUGGGCGUGGAGCUGCGCGGUCUGGGGAUGGCAGUGCGGCUGCUGGCGGAGCAGCAGGGCCGCCUGGAGCGAGAGCAGGCCCAGCAGACGCAGGUCCAGAGGCAGAUCCUCAGCACGCUCCAGGGAAUUGCCUCCAGACUGGCGCCCGGGAAGCAGUCGCACUGCAGCAGGACGCCCCCUCCUCCCGGCCCCCCCACCUAUAAUCAGGUCCCGUUUGAGCCCCCCUUGAGUAGCUACGCUCAGUGCAGUCCGGCCCAUCCCAAGACCUGCGAGUUGGACGGCUUGGCCCAGGAACCCCUGGACGCCUACAAGCUGGCUGGCCUGAGUCCCCGGGGGUCAAACGGUUUUCAGGCAUGCAGCAGUACCGACAGCUUCCCCGCGGGUCACACGUCUGCCCAGGUACAGAUGCGCACCCUGACGUACACGCAGGGCCAGACUCCGACGUACAGCCAGUCGUAUGUGGAAACGCAGAGCCAGGCUCCAGAAGACCAUUUCCAGAGCGGCGGCCCGCCCCCUCGGCCUUCCUCCAGCCCCGGGUCCCCUCCUCCUGUCUCAUCUCACGACCCCCAGUUGAACAUCAUUAAAGUGGAGACGCUCUGAAUCAGCGGAUGGCUGUCUGGCAGGUUCACAGCAUAAAUGUGGGCAGCUCACCCACCAGAGGUCAGACAAAGGACCCCCUGAGCAUUCGGAACCUGGAUCUGAGACAUGUACAACGCAAGAGCCGAAAUGAAGUUUAUAAUGUAGCGGUGGGUUAGUAGAAGCUUGGAUGAUGAGAAGUAAAAGGUUUCUCUUUUCAAAUCUUUGUCCUAAACCUGCCGACAUCAGGGCCUGCAUACAAAGCUGGAUUGGAGAAUCUUGAGAAUUGGGAGAAUUCCCAGGGGCUGUCCUGGAUUGGGAAAAAAUGAAAUGUUAAUGCUAAUAGCAGGAGUACUCCAAAGGCCAGGCGGGGGCGUGAUAUUCCCUGGCUGAAGUGCCACUCCCACCCUGCCUGCCUGUCACAGACAGACAGAUCAACACUUACUGUACACAUGCAUCGCCUCUCACUUUUAUAUUUCCAAAUUUCUGUAUUUAACCACCCGUUUAUUCUUUUAAUGUCAAUAUUUUUUUCCAUCUUAACUGUAUUACUGAUGAAUGCUUUAGUAAUAAACAUACAACUUACUGAAAAAACAA